UAUUGCUAUUGUUACAGACUUUGGGGAAUCAUGAGUUCGACCACGGCAUUAGCGCUCUUUUGUCGUACUUGAACGGAAUUCAAGACAUACCCACAGUAGUAUCCAACUUGAAUAUGGCGGCGGAACCAGAACUUAAUAAUUUUGUAUUACCGUCAAUAAUAUUCACCGUAAAUAAUACAAAAGUGGGCAUCGUAGGAUGUUUGACAACAGAUACUCCGACCAUAUCCAAUUCCGGAGGCGUUGAAUUUUUCGAUGAAGUAGAGUCUUUGAAGAAAGAAACUAAAAAGUUACUCGAAAACGAUGUUCAUAUAAUUAUUUGCCUUAGCCAUAGUGGCAUCGAAAAAGAUAAAGUAAUUGCCAAGGAAGUAGAAGACAUCGAUAUAAUUAUCGGGGGACAUUCACAUACAUUUUUGUAUUCGGACACUCCACCCAGUAUUGAAAAACCAUAUGGACCGUAUCCACUAUACGUGACGAAUGUUAAAAAUAAGGCCGUGCCAAUAUUACAGGCAUACGCAAAUACCAAAUACGUGGGCAAAGUUGUUUUAAAAUUUGACUCUAACGGUGACAUAGUUAAUAUCGAUGGUUCGCCAACGUUAUUAAAUCAUGAAAUAAAACAAGAUCCAAAAAUGUUGGCUGUGGUCGAUCAAUGGAAACCACAGGUAACU
Myzus persicae (green peach aphid) is the source of this 665-nucleotide messenger RNA. Its product is annotated as 5'-nucleotidase-like. NCBI's taxonomy places the organism in Eukaryota, Metazoa, Arthropoda, Insecta, Hemiptera, Aphididae. Gene Ontology annotation, cellular component: plasma membrane. The annotation marks the transcript as partial. Gene Ontology annotation, molecular function: 5'-nucleotidase activity. The transcript is spliced from 4 exons. Gene Ontology annotation, biological process: AMP catabolic process. The record is from RefSeq and is a predicted model, not a curated record.